Solea senegalensis (Senegalese sole) is the source of this 1378-nucleotide messenger RNA. RefSeq lists its product as uncharacterized. Lineage: Eukaryota; Metazoa; Chordata; Actinopteri; Pleuronectiformes; Soleidae. Bases 317 to 1138 code for a protein of 273 amino acids. The transcript is spliced from 6 exons. The record is from RefSeq and is a predicted model, not a curated record.
CGCCUAAGCGACUUUUAGACUGGACAUGACGACCAGAGACAGACACAGAGACACAGACAGAAAAAGGCCAGAGAUUCAAGGAGAAGACUUGGCUCCAACAUUUCCCACCAUGACUUUUGCAGCUGCUCUGAAGAUAUUGUUUUACUUUGGGUCAUAAAUCUGCUCAGAGAGAGAGAGAGAGAGAGAGAGAGAGAGAGAGAGAGCGAGCUGCUGCACCUUUAACCCUCAGAGAAAGUGAACGUGUGAACGCGGAGUGGAGAGCGUACGUGACUCUGCUCAGGGCUUUUAAAACAAGGAGCUCUUCACAGCAGGUGUGAUGGGUCGACAGUGUUUCUCGUGCUGCAGAGUCGUCCUGCUGCUUCUUCUGAUGUCGCGUGAAGUCCACAGUCUGUCCGUGCACAUCGUCAACGAGAGCCCGGUGCACGUCGUCCCAGGAUCCACUCUGCUGCUCAGGGCCCGGAUCCAGCAGGGGCCCCUGGAGGAGGUCUCCAUGGUAACGUGGGAACAGGAGCCAGAGAUAACUGAAGCGGCUCCCACAGGUGUCCUGGCCUCGUGUCCCGGGAAAAGUUUCACGUGUUCUGGUUCCAGACCAAACGUGCUAGCGAGCGUCGAGCAGCAGGAGGCGACGCUGCAGGUGAGCGGAUACAAGCGAGUGGCUGACGGUGGCGUUUACACCGUGACCGUGACGGAGCGAGCCGGAACCACGGCCACCGCCUACUGCGUCGUCAGAGAGUAUGAGGCCGUCCACCACGUCUCCGUCAGCAUCAACGUGUCUCACUCGUCGCUGGUGUGCGGCGAGGCCUGGGGGACAGACCCUCACUUCAGCUGGCUCCAUGAGAGAGCCCCCGUCAGCACCGCUGUGGGAAAAGUCUCCAAAGACGGGAUAACAUUGUUAGUGACCAUGAGCCCGAUUUGUGGUCACUUCACCUGUGUGGUCAGCAACAAACUGGGCUACAGCUCUGCCACCUACACUGCAGAUCCCUGUGAGACAGAAGGCAGCAGAGGGACGACAGCAGUCGUUGUGUGUCUCGUCCUCCUGCUGAUGAUUGGAGCAGUGCUGGCUUUUCUGCUGUGGCGGAGGCGGCGUCAGAACCAGCGAGCAGAAAGUCUGCGUGAACCUCUGGAUGGUUACAUCUGAGUCGCUUCAUUCCCGUCACUCAGGAGAACAGGAAAUGGACUGUAGGGACUUCCUGUACUGUCAGCAGAAUGAGCUCACACUGCAGAGGAAACGUGAAGAGUGAACUGCAUCCUGACAGAUUAAAGUGUCACCACACUGCCUCCUGCUGGUACUAAUCCGACACUGUAUACUUAUCAUGAAACUGAUGAUGAUAUCUAUAUAUAUUUUUUUGUUACAUUUGUAUCCACUGUGUUUUGGUUA